AUGACACGAACCAGUUGUAGUGAAGACUUUCUCAGCAAUUCCGCAUCAUUGUUCAAUCUUCGAGAUGCUCGUUCAUUGAAAGCAAAUUUCUGCUCAGCUACGGAAACAAAGGAAGUUAUUCCUGAUAGAAAUGGUACAUUUCAACAUUCCACAAGAAUACAUUCUGCCGAAUAUCAACCGUAUUGUGCUAGAAGAGGCUUAAAUAUUGACCAAUUGAGUCAAAAUAAUCACAUUAAAUCAUUCAUUUACAAAUUGCACAAAGUUGUCAAGAACGCAGGACUUGAUAUAGGAACGAGUGAAGCUGUUACUGAUACAUUGAUGGCUCAUUUGAUAUUUCUUGCU
Molecule: messenger RNA, 342 nt
Organism: Entrophospora candida
Lineage: Eukaryota; Fungi; Glomeromycota; Glomeromycetes; Entrophosporales; Entrophosporaceae
Source: the annotation of a GenBank genome assembly